GAUGGCAGUGAGGUGUCUAACAUCCCCGGCGGUGACCACGAAGAAAGUUUCGUAUUGUUUAAGUACAAAGAGUUAUCUGGUUUUUCAUAUGGAAAAAUUAAGUUAUUCCUCAUUCCUGAAAUUACCAGUUUUCAAAAUCGCAUUGAUCAACUGAAAAGCUGUCUUGAAGAGGCUGAAGAUGACGAAUUGUCGUCUGAAUCAGAGGAACAGGCACUAUUUCAAAACCCACUGUCUUGUGAAAUCAAUUCUGUGAAUUCUUCCAAUAAUGACCAUUACAUUACAAACCAAUCCACAGAGACAGAGACAAUAGAGAUUCCAGAUGAAGAGGCUAUGGCCCAAUCAGUGUUGGGGAAUCCUCCAGAGAAGGAUGGGGCUGCUAUUAAUAUCAAUGUCGAGUGUCCUUUGUGUCUUAAAAAAUUUCCUAUUGCAACUGUGGAACAGCAUGCUGACCAAUGUGCUUCAUUGUUUCAAAUAAUACCGAAUGGUGAUGUUCAUGACGAUAAUGAGGAUGUUCAACCUUCAACUGCACCCGCAUCUGAUGGUACAUUGAGGGAUAUGGUCCAGAAGCUUGCCCAGGUACAGUUUGACCCCGAAGAAGAACCUAUACGGAUAACUGUACGUCGUUCGAGGUUAUGGGAAGAUUUUAAAAGAGCGAGAUUAAGAUAUUAUUGCCCCCAAAAGAAGCUUAAGGUAACCUUUUCAGGUGAGCCGGCAAUAGAUGAUGGUGGACCGAAGAGGGAAUUUUUUUCAGGUAAAACACUAUAA
Molecule: messenger RNA, 765 nt
Organism: Paramuricea clavata
Lineage: Eukaryota; Metazoa; Cnidaria; Anthozoa; Malacalcyonacea; Plexauridae
Source: the annotation of a GenBank genome assembly